AUCUCUUCCUCCUCUGUCUUCUUUUCCUAUCUGCUCUCUUUAUUACACUUUCAGAAGCUGUCUGUAACCUACAAGACCGAGAAUCUCUCAUGUGGUUUUCCGGCAAUGUUUCUUCUUCUGUUUCUCUUUUGAAUUGGAAUUUGUCCAUUGAUUGUUGUUCCUGGGAGGGAAUUACCUGCGAUGAUUCAUCAGAUAGUCACGUCACUAUGAUUUCCUUGCCCUUUAGAGGACUCUCUGGCACUCUCGCUUCGUCUGUUCAGAACAUUCACCGUCUCUCUCAUCUCGAUCUUUCUCAUAACCGUCUCUCGGGUCCUCUCCCACCAGGUUUUUUCUCGACCCUUGAUCAGCUCAUGGUUCUUAAUCUUAGUUACAAUAGCUUCAAUGGUGAGCUGCCACUUGAACAAGCAUUUGGAGAUGGAAGUAACAGAUUCUUCCCAGUCCAUACCAUUGAUCUGUCAAGCAAUCUCCUCCAAGGAGAAAUCCUCAGUAAUUCUAUCGCUAUCCAGGGAGCUAUCAAUUUAAUCAGUUUCAACGUUAGUAACAACAGCUUCACAGGUCCAAUCCCUUCAUUCAUGUGCAGGAGUUCACCGCAGCUCAGCAAACUGGAUUUCACUUAUAAUGAUUUUAGCGGCCAUAUCUCCCAAGAAUUAGGCAGAUGUUUGAGGCUAACUGUUCUACAAGCAGGCUUCAACAAUCUCUCUGGUGAAAUACCAAGUGAAAUCUACAAUCUUUCCGAGCUCGAGCAACUCUUUCUGCCAGCCAAUCAGCUUACCGGAAAAAUCGAUAAUAACAUCACCCAGCUCAGGAAACUAACGUUGCUUGAGCUUUACUCCAACCACCUUGAAGGAGAAAUACCAAUGGACAUAGGUAACCUCUCCAGCCUGCGUAGCCUUCAACUCCAUAUCAAUAACAUCACCGGUACAGUCCCGCUUUCUCUUGCAAAUUGUACUAACCUCGUCAAGUUGAAUUUGAGGGUCAAUCGGCUGGGAGGAAGCUUAACAGAGCUCGAGUUUUCCCAGUUGCAGAGUCUUAGGGUUCUUGAUCUCGGCAACAAUAGCUUCACAGGUAAUCUCCCUGAUAAUAUUUUCUCCUGCAAAUCGCUCACGGCGAUCAGAUUUGCAGGCAACAAGUUAACGGGACAGAUGUCUCCUCAAGUGUUGGGACUUGAGUCCCUGUCGUUCAUGUCUUUGUCAGACAAUAAACUGACGAACAUUACAGGGGCUCUCAGCAUUCUACAGGGCUGCAGGAAGUUGUCCACUCUAAUCAUGGCAAAGAAUUUCUACGAUGAAACAGUUCCAAGCAAAGAAGACUUUCUUGCCCCAGAUGGAUUCCCCAAACUCCGCAUAUUUGGCGUAGGUGCAUGUAGAUUGAAAGGUGAAAUACCAGCUUGGCUGAUCAAUCUCAAGAAGGUAGAAGUUAUGGAUCUGUCAAUGAACCAAUUCGUGGGGUCAAUUCCCGGUUGGUUAGGAACUCUUCCAGUCCUUUUCUACUUGGAUAUUUCAGAUAACCUACUUACAGGAGAGCUGCCAAAGGAGAUCUUUCAACUAAGGGCCCUGAUGUCCCAAAAGGCCUACGACGCAACAGAAAAGAACUAUCUAGAGCUGCCUGUUUUUCUCAAGCCCACUAAUGUUACCACCAAUCAGCAAUACAAUCAGCUGUCCAGUUUCCCACCUACGAUUUACAUGAGAAGGAAUAACCUGACAGGGAGUAUACCAGUCGAGGUUGGCCAGUUAAAGGUUCUUCAUAUCCUCGAGCUUCAUAGUAACAAUUUAUCUGGCAGCAUCCCAUAUGAACUGUCAAACCUCACCAACAUAGAGAAGAUGGACCUCUCCAACAACUAUUUAUCCGGUAGAAUCCCUUGGUCGUUAACAAGCCUCAGUUUCAUGUCUUAUUUCAACGUGGCGAACAACAGUCUGGAAGGGCCAAUUCCCAGAGGAGGUCAGUUUGAUACAUUUCCAAAAGCAUAUUUUGAAGGAAACCCCUUGUUGUGCGGUGGUGUACUGCUGACUUCUUGCACACCUGAUACAACCACGGGAAACGAUGAGUUAAACAGAACAUUUCUUGUGGGGAUUGCCAUUGGAUACUUUAUUAGCUUUAUUUCCAUCUUAGUGGUGCGUGCCUGGUGGGUUUAAUGUAAAUCAUAUGUUUUAUCUGGGCUUAGUGGAAACUAGCACUCUAUUGUCAAAUAUUUCAAUUCUUUUGUACAAAAAGAAAAACAGGCACUGUUG
Messenger RNA from Arabidopsis arenosa, 2228 nucleotides. NCBI's taxonomy places the organism in Eukaryota, Viridiplantae, Streptophyta, Magnoliopsida, Brassicales, Brassicaceae. The record is from the annotation of a GenBank genome assembly.